Topomyia yanbarensis is the source of this 2465-nucleotide messenger RNA. It is a transcript of the gene gsb, whose product is annotated as protein gooseberry. The record is from RefSeq and is a predicted model, not a curated record. The transcript has 3 exons. Gene Ontology annotation, biological process: regulation of transcription by RNA polymerase II; anatomical structure development. Bases 327 to 1742 code for a protein of 471 amino acids. NCBI's taxonomy places the organism in Eukaryota, Metazoa, Arthropoda, Insecta, Diptera, Culicidae. Gene Ontology annotation, molecular function: RNA polymerase II cis-regulatory region sequence-specific DNA binding; DNA-binding transcription factor activity, RNA polymerase II-specific.
AGAAGCAACAUCUCAACCGGAUCGGAUAGCAAGAAUAAGAUUGCUUCUGUUUAUGUUGCAGUUUAAGAAGUUGUUCAAACGAUAGAGUGUUUGUUGUUGUUUCGGAGAUCCGUUUGUAGACACACGGUGAGGAUCAGGUUUUUGGAUAGUAAACACAAGCCUUCGGGUGAUUUUUUGAACGAUUUAGUGAAACGUGCAGCCAGUUGAAAUUUGGAAAAAGUGUCAAGAGACGUUUAAGAACUGUUUGGUGAAUCAACAAGUGACAAUUGAAUACAAGUGAUUUCAAGUUUUUAAGUCAAUACUUUAACAACGAUAUCAGUCGCGAGAUGGCAGUAGCCGGUUUGAACAUAUCGCCGAUGUUCUCUGGAUACCCGUUCCAAGGCCAGGGACGCGUGAACCAGCUCGGAGGAGUGUUUAUCAAUGGACGUCCACUGCCCAAUCACACUCGGCUAAAGAUUGUCGAAUUGGCAGCCAGCGGUGUACGGCCCUGUGUGAUCUCCCGUCAGCUCCGAGUUUCGCACGGAUGCGUGUCGAAGAUUCUGAACCGUUACCAGGAAACCGGAUCGAUUCGGCCGGGCGUUAUUGGUGGAUCAAAACCGCGCGUUUCGACGCCGGAAAUCGAAUCGAAGAUCGAGGAUAUGCGUAAAGCCAAACCAGGCAUCUUCAGCUGGGAGAUUCGCGAUGCUCUGAUCGAGGAAGGUAUCUGCGACAAGAACUCGGCUCCUUCGAUUAGUUCGAUCACUCGACUCCUAAAGGGACGUUACGGUGAGUUGGAACCUAGAGGAAACCAUUCCAUCAAUGGAAUUUUAGGAGGAUCGUCGUGCGAUGACGAUGAUGACGAUAGCGACACCGCGUCAGAACCAGGCUUUGAACUGAAGCGAAAACAGAGACGAUCUCGCACUACCUUCAACGGAGAGCAGCUGGAAGCUCUAGAAGUUGCUUUCGCCAGAACGCAAUACCCGGAUGUAUACACUCGCGAGGAACUUGCCCAAAAAACCAGGCUAACCGAAGCCAGAGUUCAGGUUUGGUUCUCGAACCGCCGAGCUCGGCUGCGUAAACACAUGAACUCAUCACAACUAUCGGCAUUCAAUUCUCAGUAUCCGUCACAGUUUGAGCAACAAGCUGCCGUUUCAGCAGCGGCCGCUGCUGCAGCUUCCGCUCCCGGUAUCGUGAAUUCGUCCGGAUUUGCCUCUUCAAUGCAAUCCUGGGGACAACCCUGCUACCCAACGGCCAACCAAACCUCGAUCCACGCUGCUUCUCAAACCGCCUACAAUCCGCUAGCCCAGACAAUGCUUCAUCCAACCUCAGCAACGAUGAGCCCACCAGCAUCCCUCAGCCCGCCAACUUCCACCAGUCCAGUGCACUCUGGACACAGCAAGAUGGCCCCAUCCUCCACGUCACCCGCGCAAAACUCUGCCGCCAACUAUAAUUACUUCCCUAUGCUUGACAAUAACCACGCACAAUCCUACGCAAUGAGCUCCGCGUACGCAUCCAACAAUGUCACAAGCUCGAAUGCCGCCGCCAUGGACAACAGCAAUUCCCAGUGGCGUUCAUCCCACUCCGCCCACAACAAAGCCGCCGAAUGGGACGCUUAUAGCUCAUUCUUCUCGAACAACAUGAACCACCACCACCAUCAUCACUACUCGAGCUCGGCCGCUGCUGCGGCUGUGGCUGCGGAAGCCAAAUCCGGAUAUCCCUACUUCGGCCAGCUAGGCGGACUGGAUAUGAGCCGUCUGCACUAGGUGAAGAACUCCGGUACCGAUUCCGAGCAGCACACACACAUCAAAGCAGGAGUGCUAAAAAACAAUAAAUUAAUCAUAAUUAACAGCUGCUGCCAUCUCGAUUCUUCACCCGCACAGACACACACACACAAACGUUAGCACGGAACGUGAGGAGGCGUGAAGAUGAAAUAUGGAUGGGGCGCUGUGCGGCCACACCACACACCCAACUAUCAUCGGCAUCGGCCAAAUGCAUAAUUUAUAAAGUUACUCGCACGUACCCGAUAGAUAAUAACACUUUCGAAGCGCGAGGUUUUUCCGGUCACUAAAGUUUAGUAGCCCGGCGGUACACUUUGUUUCAGUUCGUUUCGUGUUUUGUUUUUUUUUUUGCGCCGGGGUCUUGCCUCACAUCGUCGUGUUCACCCCUAAAAUGUACCUUAGCUAAUUUUUACGAGCCUUUGCGCGCCCACAUCCGCGGCGUGGCAGAAUGUGUAAAUAUUUGGACUGAAGUGUUUGGGGUUUAUGUGCCCCCUGUCCGCGUUUUAAUUUUAUUUUUUAGGCUUAAUGUGUUAGUUAUUAGUGCAGGUACAAGAGCAGGUGACGAAAUACAAUCGGAGAAAAUUUAUUAGACUGUUUUUAGAGCUUAGGAAAGAAUGUAACCGAUAAGGCGAACAGAAACUACGAUAUAGAGCAUUUCCUUAUGUUAGAUGAUAAGCAGAAAAGUGGUAUUUAUGUCUUCUAGUACAA